This is a messenger RNA of Pungitius pungitius (ninespine stickleback), 2543 nucleotides long. It is a transcript of the gene zp3d.1, whose product is annotated as zona pellucida glycoprotein 3d tandem duplicate 1. The record is from RefSeq and is a predicted model, not a curated record. NCBI's taxonomy places the organism in Eukaryota, Metazoa, Chordata, Actinopteri, Perciformes, Gasterosteidae. The transcript has 8 exons. Bases 1 to 2124 code for a protein of 707 amino acids.
AUGAGCCCGGACUUCUGCUGCCGCCGUCUUUCAGUCAUGCCGCUGUUGUGGUGGUUUAUUUGGGCACUGUUUCGCGGUGCAUUGGGGGGUCCAGUUCAGCGCGGGACGUGGUUGGAGCUUGGAGUAAAUCCAGUGAAGACCGAUGUGGACGGAGCCCCACGCCCUCCGUCCCACCGUCUGCCCAUGUUCCUGCACUCACCUGGGCCUCUCGUGUCAGCAGAGCUGCUGCGGCCGGUUCCUCACAGGAGUCCGUUUCCCGCCGAACUCACCGAGCUGCUGAACCCGACCGAAGAGGCGGCAGAGCAGCGCGUCCAGGUCGCUUGGGCGCGUGCCGUGCAGGUCUUCUGCGGCGCGGAUAGAGUGUCUGUGCGCGUGGACCGCUCUCAGCUGCGCGCGUGGACCGCUCCGUCACUGUUCUACUUGGGCUCGUGCCAGGCCAGCCAAGUCGGCCCGGGCGCCCUGUUCUUCCACUACCGCCUGACGCAGUGCGGCGCGGAGCCCACGGUUGUCGGUGGUCAGCUGGUGUAUACGUAUAUACUGCGUUAUAUUCCACCACCCCAAGGCAACGUCAUCAGAGUGCUACCACUUAGCCUUCCCAUCCAUUGCCAUUACAACAGAUUUCAUUACUCCUAUCAAGUUGGCUUCAAACCUCAAGUUUGGCCCACAACCUUUGUGAAGAGCAUCAGGAGUAAACUCAAGUACAUCCUCGCAGUCUUCAAUGCCAAGGGGCAGCCUGUCCCUCCAGACCACUGGUUCCAUUUAGGGGAGCCGGUGUACUUCGUAGCCCAGGCAGAAGUUCUGUUAGCUGGGGAGACGCUUUAUGUGAACUCUUGCUAUGCCACAAGCUCCAAGGACCCAAACAGCACGCUCAAAGUGGAUAUCAUUUCUAACUACGGCUGCAUGACAGACAGCAGGCGGGAGGGCAGCAGCUCUCGUUUCCUGAGAAGAGGGGGCAAUGUGGUCAAGUUCUCUGUGGAUGCCUUUCUCUUCAGAGCAGUCUCAAAAGUGCUGUACCUCCACUGUUCAAUGUCAAUCGGUCUCAUCCCUUCCCCAACCGCAAAGUCCUGCAAUUACAACAAGGCUGCUAGCAGGUGGGAGGAGCUGGAGGCCAAAGACCCAGUAUGCUCCUGCUGUGAUUCCAUGUGCCACGUUCAUGAUUCUGUCAAGAACAUAGUCAGCAGUCCAGGCUGGCACAUCGGACAAACGAAUGAACAGAACUCUCAGAUGGCUGAGUCCUCUUCUCAAGCAGAGGGAGGAAGAGAGUGGGCUAGCAAAGAGAAGAGCCACGAAAGAGAAGAUCAAAAAGCCCAGGCUUUUUCACAGGGGAAAGGGUUUGGCCCUCAGGAGGCAAAUGCUGAAGACCUCCCUGAGAGAAAUGCAGAGGAAACUAAAUGGAAGCACAGCGCUGAGGUCAGCCUGCUGGAGAGGGGAGAAAGGGAAGAGGUGGCGAGGGAAAAAGAAUUGCAACUAAACGAUUGCAUUGAGUCGGACCAAAAUGGGCCAGAACAGGUCUGUGUUACUAGAUAUGGUUCUUUGAGUAGUUUGCCCACUGUCAAUAGUAAAACUAAGGCAUCAAAAGUUGGUUCUGUCACCAUUAUUAGUAGAAGAAAUUCCAGUCUAAGUAUUACAUAUAAUUCAAGUAAUCUCAGUACUGAUGAAAAUAAUCCUAGCGCUGUAAUUCCUAACAUGAACCUUUGUACUGAAGAUAAUCAAACAAGUUGUACGGCCACCACUAAUACAGCAGGACAACAUGCCCAGUCUGUCGUAGGUACCCAGGCCAUCGAGUCACAAGGCCAAGCAGGAGAUUCUUUUUACAGCAAAGGACCACAUGGUUAUGACACUACGCUUCAGAGUCUGAAGACCAGAGGGAUUGAAUGGGACCAGUCCCAUGUUCAGCCAGUAGACUUCACUGACUGGUUAAUCGGAUACUUCCAGUUUGAUCCUAUAAUUGAAGAUGAGGGUUCUGGUUCUGUUGGUUCGGAGGAAACUUACAAACCCAGUCACUCUGCCAUGGUCACCAUCACCAAUGCAGGGCAGGGCUCUGAGGGCCGUGUGGAGGGGGCGCUUGGAUGGGGCAUGCAGACCUUAGGGUUUGUGGUAGAGAGGCCAGCAGAGGAGACAUGACUUCUAUUAAAGAGGAGGCAGUAGUGGGACAACAAGAGUCCAAGUGAAGAAUUGUCAUCGGUCUUUUUAGUAAUUGGUCCCAAGUAGCUCACAAAAUAACCUACUGAUCAGUUUUAUUGUAUUACAUUGGGGUUCAUUUGAGGGAAUUUCCAUAUACAGAAUGCAAAGUUGUGCCUGAGGAGUAGUUGACUGUCACAGUGGGGUCAUGACUUUAAUCUGUAAACGUAGCAUCAGUGAAGACAAAAUGGGCCCUCCCUCCUCUAGCACAGUCGGUUCAUCUGAAGGACCACUGCUGCAGAACUCCUCUCUCACUCACAUGGAGGAGGCCCACCUGUUAAUACCAGAGCUGAACAAAAUAGUGAUGGUGCCUGGUCAUCAGCUGGCUGUUCCUAUGGAGAUGGUUUGACAAUAAACUGAGC